GACCAGACCAAAGUAGGACAACAAAGACAUAGAAACUCGCAGGAUUAUCGUUGACUUCGGCCGAAAGCGAAGUGAAACCCAGCCGUCGUCCCGCCAAGCUCCGACCGACCAUGGGGUCGCCCUCCAAUCUCCUGGUGAACGCCGUGCUAGUCCUCGCGGCCUCGUCGUGGCUGGCGGCUGUUCAAUCGGGCGACACGAACGGCGUGUACUCGCCGUGCUCCGACACCACCGUACAGAGAUCGGACGGGUUCAGCUUCGCUAUAGCGUUCGCUCCGAGGACCUCCUUCUUCUACAACAGCACCCACCAGCUCUCGCCCUGUGACAACAGGCUCUCUCUCUCCUCCUCGAGUUCUCCGAUCGCCGUUUUCCGGCCCAAGGUCGACGAGAUCUCCCUCCUCACCAUCAACACCUCCUCCUUCUCUCCGGACAAUAGUGGUGGAUACAUGGUUGCAUUUGCUGGUCGAAAAUAUGCUGCAAGGUCUCUCCCUGCUUUUGUUGCCAACAGCACGUACACCGUAACCAGCUUUACUCUUGUGCUUGAGUUUAAGAAGGGAAGGCUGCAAAACCUGUACUGGAAAAGAGAUGGGUGUUCUUCAUGUUCAGGGAACUCAAACUUUGUCUGCCUUAAUAAUCAAGACUGUGCACUCAAAACAUCAGACUGUAAAAGCCAUGGAGGCUCUGUAGAUUGCAGCCUUGGUAUUCAACUGGCAUUUUCAGGGACAGAUAAGCACUUCUCAGUACUCAAUUCUUGGUAUGAAGUUGAAAAACUUCGUCAAUACUCUCUCUAUGGACUUUAUUCAAAUCUAAAAGAUUCUCUAACUAGUCAGUAUAACAAAAUAUUCUAAAUGUGCUCAACUUUCUUUUGAUCCUCUCGUGCUUGACGCGAUCUUGUUGUACAUUUAUGUUCAUAACUAGCUCCCUAUUUCUGUUGGAAUUCUUGCACUGAAGUAUGAUGUUGUAGUUCUUUGUCGCCACUUAUUUUUUUUGUCCUCCUGCUACUGUGAGGACUUGUUGACAACUUAUGUAUGCUGCUUAAUGAGUUGAAGUUGUUUGGACCAUGUUCAUAAUGGUAUUGGCUAUUUUUGGG
This is a messenger RNA of Rhodamnia argentea, 1087 nucleotides long. RefSeq lists its product as uncharacterized. Gene Ontology annotation, biological process: protein histidyl modification to diphthamide; tRNA wobble uridine modification. Bases 111 to 845 code for a protein of 244 amino acids. The transcript is spliced from 3 exons. Gene Ontology annotation, molecular function: metal ion binding. The record is from RefSeq and is a predicted model, not a curated record. Lineage: Eukaryota; Viridiplantae; Streptophyta; Magnoliopsida; Myrtales; Myrtaceae. Gene Ontology annotation, cellular component: nucleus; cytosol.